CCCCGCCAGGUCUCCGGGAGGCGCUCCCGGGGCGGGACCCGCGCGGUCGGCUGCUUGGGGCAGCGUUGGGGCCCAAUGGAGGCGGCCGUGGCGCCCACCAGGGACGCGCGAGGGCGCGCGGCGAGUCAGUCCGGCAGUGGUGGAGAGAAGAACCCACCGGAGAGGAAGGUGUACAUGGACUAUAACGCGACCACCCCCCUGGAGCCGGAAGUUAUCCAGGUCGUGACGGAGGCCAUGCGGGAAGCCUGGGGGAACCCCAGCAGCCCCUACCCUGCAGGUCAGAAGGCCAAGGACAUCAUCGAUGCGGCUCGGGGCCACCUUGCGAAGAUGGUAGGCGGGAGACCUCAGGACGUCAUCUUCACGUCCGGGGGCACCGAGUCCAACAACUUAGUGAUCCACUCUGCGGUGCGCCAUUUCCAGCUCACCCGCGUGGCCGAGAGGGCCGGGGCCACGCCCCACCUUGUCACCUGCACCGUGGAGCACGACUCCGUCCGCCUGCCCCUGGAGCACCUGCAGAAGGAGCGGGUGGCCGCGGUCACCUUUGUGCCUGUGUCCAAGGUGAGUGGGCAGGUGGAGGUUGAGGACAUCCUGGCUGCUGUCCGCCCGGCCACGUGCCUCGUGACUGUCAUGCUGGCCAAUAAUGAGACUGGGGUCAUCAUGCCCGUUGCUGCCAUCAGUCAGCGAAUUAAAGCCCUGAACCAGAAGCGGGCAGCUUCCGGGCUGCCUGUCAUUCUGCUGCACACAGACGCCGCGCAGGCCCUGGGGAAACGGCGCGUGGACGUGGAGGACCUGGGCGUGGACUUCCUGACCAUUGUGGGGCACAAGUUCUACGGUCCCAGGAUCGGAGCACUCUACGUCCGUGGACUCGGUGAACUUACCCCUCUGUACCCUAUGCUGUUUGGAGGUGGACAAGAACAGAAUUUCAGGCCAGGGACAGAGAACACGCCGAUGAUUGCCGGCCUUGGGAAGGCUGCUGAGCUGGUGACCAAGAACGGGGAGGCUUACGAGGCCCAUAUGAGAGACGUUCGCGACUACCUGGAGGAGCGACUGCUGGCCGAAUUUGAUAAGCAGAGAAUCCAUCUGAACAGUCGAUUUCCAGGGACUGAGCGACUUCCCAACACGUGCAACUUUUCCAUCCAGGGACCCCAGCUCCAAGGCCGUGUGGUGCUGGCACAGUGCAGGACGCUGCUGGCCAGCGUGGGGGCCGCCUGCCACUCGGACCAGGACGAUCGGCCGUCCCCAGUGCUGCUGAGCUGCGGCGUCCCCUUCGAUGUGGCCAGGAACGCGCUGCGGCUGAGUGUGGGCCGCAGCACCAGCAGGGCCGACGUGGACCUCGUGGUGCAGGACCUGAAGCAGGCAGUGGCCCGGCUGGAGGGCCAGCCCGGCACCAGGGACGCCUCCUAGGAAGCCCUCCCCGGGGUCUGCGGAUGGCUCUCCUCCUAAUUUGUGCAGGCCUUCACUGUGUCCCAGGGCGUCUGACGCUGUGACCAGACUGUGUGUGUGUGUGUGUGUGUGUGUGUGUGUGUGUGUGUGUGUGUGUGUGUGCGCGCGCACAAGUGUGCGUGAGGGCUGCAGGCCUCCACUGUCCUCAGGUCAGGCCGACCCCACAGGUGCUCAUGGGCCCAGGACACCAUUGCCCGUGCAGGACUGUCACCGUCGCUGCCGCCCGGGGGCGCAGGUUCAAGUGGAGGCGCGUCAGUGGCCCCUGUGGGAAGGGGGUGAGCCGUUUUCAUCCAGAAGAUAGAUCCUAGUGUUUACAAGCGAUCGUUGGUCACUGUCACGAGAAUAGGAAACCUGAUUUUUGCCGCAGUCACAGCCCCCACGUGUUUGCACAGCGGUCCUUGUGGGGCCGUGUGCCCGCUCCUCACGCCCUUCCUCCACAGGCGGGCUCCCCAGGUCAGGCCCCGCUCCCUGCUCCCCGGCCCCGCCCGCCCCUCCCUCAUCCCUCCAGCCACUGCGCCCCGCCCCGCGCCUCCCUGCACACAGCCGCCAGGCCCCACAGGCUCUUCCUUUCGGUGGCUUACUCAGGGUUUGGGGAGCGGCCGGGGCGGGGUCCUGGCUCAGUCCUGAGGUGGGCGUCAGGCCGCUCUGGCUCAGCCUGGGACGUACUCUCAUUCACGGAAGGAUUAUUUUAUCUUCAUGGGUGCUUUGUGGCGCCCUGGUGCCCCCAGCGCUCACGGAGACACUUAACAUAGGAGUGACUUUUUAAUCGAAUAAACGCUUUUAAUGUGUGGCUUUAAGGUGCAAAGAGUCAUGUGAUGACGUUGAGGAAACCGUUGUCAGACAUUAAGUGAUCUAAUAAAACAUUUUAAUGCUUGUA
Molecule: messenger RNA, 2320 nt
Organism: Suricata suricatta (meerkat)
Lineage: Eukaryota; Metazoa; Chordata; Mammalia; Carnivora; Herpestidae
Gene: SCLY
Product: selenocysteine lyase
Exons: 12
Coding region: 76-1404 (442 amino acids)
Source: RefSeq, a predicted model, not a curated record